AUGGCCCGCAGAAACACUCUCGCGUUCGCCGUGGCCUGCCUGUUGGGUGCGCCCCAGCUUGCCAGCUCUCACACUUGGGUCGAGCAGCUCAACCGUGUCGCUGCUAACGGCACUCUCGUCGGCCCUGUUGGCUUCUCCAACGGCUGGACUGGCCGCCUCGACGGCUUCAGCGACCCCAAGUUCACCAACCGCAUUCCCAACGAUGGAUUCACCAUGUGUAAGCAGGGCCUGCAGGGCGCGCAGAGUCCCGACUUCCCCCUUCUCACUGCUGCCCCCGGCGACUUCGUCUCCAUGCGCUACCAGGAGAACGGCCAUGUCACCAAGCCCGACACCCCUCCCGGCAAGCCCUUGAACCGCGGUACCGUUUUCGUCUACGGUACUACCGAGCCCAAGGCCGCCGACACCCUCUUCGAUGUUCAUCGCCAGUGGACCGCUGAUGGCAAGGGUGGUGAUGGACGUGGCAGGCUCUUGGCUACGCGCAACUACGACGACGGCCAGUGCUACCAGAUGAACGACUCGCCCAUCUCCAAGCAGCGUCAGUCCGAGUUCGCCCACACCACCGCUCAGCCCAUGGGACCUGAUGUCUGGUGCCAGUCGGCUGUCCAGCUUCCUGAGGACGUCGCUCAGAACUCCGACUACACCCUCUACUGGGUCUGGUCUUGGCCCACUCUCACCACUGCCGCCGCCGCCAACUCCAAGGACGGCCAGUACGCUGACUUCCCCUCUGGCUUCAAGGGCGACAAGCGCGCUGUUACCUCUGACGAUGUCACCGUUGCUGAGAUCUACACCAGCUGCUCCACCAUCAAGGUCAAGGGUGAGGCGCUCGUCAAGGGUGCCAAGGCUGCUUCGACUUCCAACAAGUCCGCCAACCAGAACGCCAACAGCCUCGCUGCCUUCAACUUCCCUGAGAAGACCAACUACAAUGACAACGCCGUCAAGGAGCAGCUCCAGAACCAGUUCCUCGUCGACGUCAAGGGCAGCACCCCUGGCAACUCUGCUCCUGGCAAUGGCACUGCGCGCAACGGCACUGAGAAGGUCCUCUCCUCUGCCGCUCCUUCCGCUCCCGCCACUACUCCCACUCCCACUGGUGGCAACGUUCGCUACGUUACAGUCACUGCUGCUCCUGUCACUCUCUACUCCAAGAUCACUGUCACUGUUGGUCCCCAGCCGACCCCCACGCCUUCCAACAACCCCAACAAGGCGGUUGACGGCGCGGCUAAGCCAUCUGUCAGCCCCUUCAUGAAGCCUGGCGUGAAGGGUCGCCACAUCCGCGGCAAGGACUCUUGGAACUUUGAGAAGCGCAUCUAA
Colletotrichum karsti is the source of this 1308-nucleotide messenger RNA. RefSeq lists its product as uncharacterized. The transcript has a single exon. The coding region runs from base 1 to 1308 and encodes 435 amino acids. NCBI's taxonomy places the organism in Eukaryota, Fungi, Ascomycota, Sordariomycetes, Glomerellales, Glomerellaceae. The record is from RefSeq and is a predicted model, not a curated record.